AUGGAAGGAACGCUUUAUUUUGCUUAUAAUUUACGUGAAGACGAUGAUAGUUAUGCAUGUAUAGCAACAAUAGAAACUCAAUCAGCUCAGCAAGGACCGUUUUUCCGACUAAUUCUUCCCCAUUUAAACACCAAACAUAAAUCAGCACAUGGCAAAGUUCAGAGAUUUCCCCACUCAUUUGCUCCAAGAAUUGAUGAAUAUCAGCCGCAGCUUUUUCCAGAAUUGCCCAUUCGAGGACAAACUGUCCACUUGGAAUGCUUUGCUUAUGGAUUUCCAAUCCCAACUUAUCGAUGGACUCGAGUAGAUGGACUUCCUCUUCCUGUAGGUCGUCAUAAAUUACUUAGCUUUGGACGUAUUCUUCGUAUUGAUGCAGCAGAGUUAACUGAUUCGGGAAGAUAUCGUUGUACUGCUCAGAAUGAGCUUGGAACAACUAGUGCUGAAUUGAAGCUUAUUAUUCAAGCACCUCCAGUUUUGUUUCACCCUCUAAUUGAUCAAUUAGUAGCACCAAAUUCUACAGCUUCCCUGCAUUGUCAAAUACCCGAUUCUGGGAGUGUACAAGUUGAAUGGUUUCGAAAUGGAUCUCCGCUCUCGCCAUUACUUUUAACUGAACAAGAAAGGAAACGUUUUUUGAUCGCUGGGAAUGAACUUACAAUUGUCAAUGCCUUACCUUCUGAUUCUGGAAUGUUCCAAUGUAUUGUCUCCAAUGAUAUUGGCAGUGUUACUUCUUCAGCAUUACUUUUUGUUACUGAAUUGGCUCCUCGUUUUCAUUCAAAUGUUUUUCCUUCAAAAAUAUUUGUUGUAGAAGGAACUCAUUUAUCUAUUCCUUGCCUUGUUCAGUCCAAUCCUCCGGCAAAAACUCAUUGGAAAAAAUUGGACGACUCUUCAGAAGCUGAAGGUUUUGAAUUAAAUAAUUUUGUUGAUCAAUCAGUGCCUGGCCAAGAAAUUACUUUAUUAAAUAUUCAAAAUGCUCAAGCACUUAAUUCUGGUUUAUAUGAAUGUACAGCAAUUAACAGAUUAGGAAAAGUUAAAGCAAUAAUGCGGUUGGAAGUUAUUCCACGUCCACAAAUGUCAAUACAAAUUGAAGAAUCCAAAGAAGACCAAUUUUCAAAGAAAUUUACUUGUGAAGUAGAAAUUGCUUGUCACAGCAUUGAAGAUUGUCCUGAAGCUCUUUUUAGUUGGGAAUUUAAUGAUAAACCAAUUGAAAGUUUGACAUUUGGUAAUGGAGGACAAGAACAACACCAAACAAUUAGAAUGGGCCAAAGAGAAAAUGCUUUUAAACAAAUUGAAAAUGGAAGAAUAAAUAGGUUGGUUAAACAACAAAGUCAAUUGGAAUUACCUACAAAAUUUACAAAAGAAAAUGUUGGCCGUUUUGCUUGUAAUUCACUUUUUGGUGUAGCAACAGUUGAAGUUGAACCUUCACUUAUUUUUGUUCCUUUAAAGUUGUCGGUAGGGGAGGUACACGAUGGAAGUGUUAAAUUACUCUACAGAAUAUUACAACCACAAACUUCGAAUGUGAAAAGACGAGAUGGAAAUUAUAAACAAAAGCCAAUAGAAAAGAUUUAUCAAUUAGAUGUUCGAACAGCCCUUGAUCGGUAUUGGAGACCAAUCAGAAGAGUAGAGCUAGACGAGAACGCUAUUAGUUCAAAUAGUUUAGAGCGUGAAAUUCUUUUGGAAAAACUUGAACCGAAUCAACUUUAUCAGUUUCGGUUGAGACCGUCUACAGAAAGAGUUCAAUAUGCAACACUCUCCGAUUGGGUGCGAACGCCUGAAGCAGUUCCUUCGCAAGUUGUACAAAAUCUUCGCUUUCGAAUGCUUGACGAUCAACAUUUACUGCUUGAGUGGGAUCCAAUUGAAAGGGUGUUUCAUUCUGCUCCUCAACUUCGUUAUAAUGUUAGUUGGAAUCUCCAUGAUGGCCAACAAUUUUCUGAAUCUACAACAACUCCAAGAAUUGUCAUUAUUUUACCUUCAAAUUUAAAAAAUAAUUCUAAAGAUUGUUUAAUUUUGAAUGUUAAUGUUCGACCUUAUAAUCGAGUUGGACCUGGAAAAGUAGCAACAAGUAAAGUUGUAAGAGCGAGUGAUAAAAGUGAGUUUUUUGGGAAUUUUUUGGGGAAAUUUUCUUUUUUUGUUUUCUUUAAAGAACCUCAACGUUUUGCUGUCAAUCUUCAAUUAAAUACUAUCAAUUCAACCCAUUUAAAUAUUUCUUGGAAUUGGGAAGGUAUAGAUCCUUGUGAAAAUGUUUUGGGAGCUAAGAUUAUAUGUAAUGAAGAAGGAACUAGCAACAAUUUGGAUAAUUUUGGAAAUAUUAAAGAAAAGAAAGGGGGCAGACAACAAAGUAAACUUCCAAAUCUUUCAAAUUCACUUCACCAACAAAUAUCUCAAUCUGUGCCUUCAGAAUAUAAUUUUUGGCUUUUUGGUGGAUUAUUACCUGAACGAAAUUAUUUUUGUAAAAUAAUUGCUUUUGAUCAAUAUGGAAGAAACGGCCCAGAAAGAAUUGAAAGUUUUGGAAGAGGGAGGACAUCAGAAAAGGCACCUGAUAAAGCUCCUGAAAUUAGUUUUGUGCUGGUUGAAGAAAUUGAAGAUUUGGAUUCGGAGAUUGAUAAAGGUACAUCAUCAACAAUAAAUAAAAGAGGAUAUGCUUUAUUACUUGAUUGGAGACCUGUUCCUCUUACGUUAACAACAACAACAAUAAUAAACGAGUCUUAUUCUGCAAAAGAUGGUUCUUCUUUGACAUCCAAGAUUAGAUCAGAGAUCAGAAAAAGUGAAGAAAAUAGUAGCAGGCAGAGAGGAUACAAGGUUAGAUUUUAUGUUAUUUGGGGUUGGGGUGUUAGUUGGGGGUUUCCCCAAACGUUUUUUGAGAGAUUUUGUUUACCUAGACUAGGAAUAUACUUUGGACUUUUUAUUUUUAAAGGUUACCACUCAUCCCCCUUCGUUGAAGGACAUAUGUAA
Molecule: messenger RNA, 2946 nt
Organism: Meloidogyne enterolobii
Lineage: Eukaryota; Metazoa; Nematoda; Chromadorea; Rhabditida; Meloidogynidae
Source: the annotation of a GenBank genome assembly